ACAACAGAGAAUGGCAAAGGGGCAAUCAGAUCCUUCCUGCCACCUCCUAGGAUGGAGCCCUGAGGAGCCUUAAGGAGGCCCUGUGCUUCCUCCACCCUGGCUGGACUCACAGUACCUACCAGAGUGGUCAAGAAAUAUCUGAUCAUUAAGAUAGUCACUUACACCUUAACAUGAAUUAAAACAUCAGCUCCUUAAGAACAGACUUCUCCAGGGAAAGGUGACAACAGGCUUAAGAGUCCAAGGAGCCGUGUGGGUUGAGAAGACAGCACAGGGAGAACCAGAGCUGCAGGCGGCAGUCCUGAAAGAAGCUUCAAAUGGUCACCACUAUCUUUUGGCAUCCAAUUUACCACUGGUGAACAGCCUCCUCCAUGCACUGAAGCCCAGGCCCACAGAGCAGCCUCUCUCCUUGGACCUCCACUGGGCCCUGGAGGGACUGAGCCUCUGGGACCAUGGUUGGACUGAAGCCUUCAGAGGUGCCUCCCACAACGGCGGUGAAGUUCCUGGGGGCGGGCAUGGCAGCCUGCUUUGCUGACCUUAUCACCUUCCCACUGGACACGGCCAAGGUCCGCCUGCAGAUCCAGGGGGAGAACCAGGCGGCCCGGGCAGCCCAGAUUGCGCAGUACCGCGGCGUGCUGGGUACCAUCCUGACCAUGGUACGCACCGAGGGCCCCCGCAGCCUCUACAAUGGGCUGGUUGCCGGCCUGCAGCGCCAGAUGAGCUUCGCCUCCAUCCGCAUCGGCCUCUACGACUCUGUCAAGCAGUUCUACACCCCCAAGGGCUCGGAUCACUCCAGCAUCGCUACCCGGAUUUUGGCAGGCUGCACCACCGGGGCCAUGGCAGUAACCUGUGCCCAGCCUACUGACGUGGUGAAGGUCCGAUUUCAGGCCAGUGUGCACGGUGGGUCCCGGAGCAACAGGAAGUACAGUGGGACAAUGGAUGCCUAUAGGACCAUCGCCAGGGAGGAAGGAGUCCGGGGCCUGUGGAAAGGAACUCUGCCCAACAUCACGAGGAAUGCCAUCGUCAACUGUGCUGAGAUGGUGACCUACGACGUCAUCAAGGAGAAGCUGCUAGACUAUCACCUGCUCACUGACAACUUCCCUUGCCACUUUGUCUCUGCCUUUGGAGCCGGCUUCUGUGCCACAGUGGUGGCCUCCCCAGUAGAUGUGGUGAAGACCCGGUACAUGAACUCGCUGCCAGGCCAGUACCACAGCCCCUUGGACUGUAUGCUGAAGCUAGUGACCCAGGAAGGCCCCACAGCCUUCUAUAAGGGAUUCACACCCUCCUUUUUGCGUCUGGGAGCCUGGAAUGUGGUGAUGUUUGUCACCUACGAGCAGCUGAAACGGGCCUUGAUGGAAGUCCAGAUGUUUCGGGAAUCUCCAUUUUGA
Molecule: messenger RNA, 1385 nt
Organism: Camelus dromedarius (Arabian camel)
Lineage: Eukaryota; Metazoa; Chordata; Mammalia; Artiodactyla; Camelidae
Gene: UCP3
Product: uncoupling protein 3
Exons: 8
Coding region: 450-1385 (311 amino acids)
Biological process (GO): adaptive thermogenesis; response to cold; mitochondrial transmembrane transport
Molecular function (GO): oxidative phosphorylation uncoupler activity
Source: RefSeq, a predicted model, not a curated record